This is a messenger RNA of Misgurnus anguillicaudatus (oriental weatherfish), 4566 nucleotides long. The record is from RefSeq and is a predicted model, not a curated record. Lineage: Eukaryota; Metazoa; Chordata; Actinopteri; Cypriniformes; Cobitidae.
GAUGGUACGCGGUGUGCUGUCAUGUCUACAUAACGGCACUCCACACACUAUAGGAACAAUCGUGUUAAAGCAUCGAUUUUUUCAUCCGGCUUAAAGCGCAUUUUAUAUCCAGACUGGUCUUAGGACCGAGUGAACGCCCAGCUGGUGCAUGAAUUGAUUUAUCUGAACAUUAGCUGUGGGAAUCCUACUUACAAGUAAAAAAUUUGUUCAUUCAACUUAUUUUGUAUAAUUUAUUUGUGUUGAGCCAACUAACUUUACUUGCUUUUUGUGGGACAAUACAAUUUUUUUACCAUAAUGAAUGAUGCUGACAGGAAGUACCAGUAAGUUUAAUGCAUUGGUACUUGCACUUGAUUUACUUGUAGAGUAAAGCUGCAUACAUGCCAACAUGGUAUAAACAUGCCACAUCACUAUGGUUACCCCCCAAAAAACUUCUGAAUUUAACAUUACAGAAUAACAUGUCCCCAUAACUUUCAUAUUAACACAGUUUAGUAAUUAAUUUAACAUUUAAUGUCUUCAUUUGUCAUGAGAGCAAAGCAUGCUGGGAACUCAAUCCUCUGCAGUUUCAGUUAGUGAACGAAAAAUAUUUGAUGUUGUCCCAACACAAAUGUAUUAAGUAAAUUAAGUAACUCAUCUUAAUUAAAGAAACUGAGCAAGGAGUUAAGCUGCUUAACUGAGUUAAGUAUUUUCAAAAAGAAAAGACUAAGUUAUGUCAAAGAGUUACCUAUUUAUGUCAGUAUUAUGCAUUGCAGUUGUGUUUAAACAAAAAACUAAAACAAAUGUGUAGCAUUGAACUAUACUACUUAAGCCAACUAACAACCUAACUAAACUAAAAUAUUCAAAAUAUGUGUUCUGCGUGUCGAGUGAUCCUAAAGUGUCUUGUCAAAAUAAGUGCCUGCUGCAGACGUGUCUGCCAGAUACUCGCAUAAUCUCAUGUGUAAUCAGAGUUUACUGUUAAGGGAGUGUCUUGCGUGUAUUUUGUGAACGUGAGCGUCUCUUUUAUCAUAAACGAUUUUGACGCAUGUGUAGCAGGCACUUAUUUUGACAAAACACGUGACGCACAUGGUUCACGUGACGCAACAAACACAUAUUUUGAAAACACGAGCAACAUAUUUUGAAUUUGCGCCCCCUCUAAAGAGUAUUCAUGAGCCACCACUGGCCCUUCUGCUACCCCAUUGGUGUCAAUGUUUAAAAUGCAUGUAAAGAAAGACACUUUGAUGCAGAAUAAGCGUGAAACACUGAAUGGAAACGUGAAGUAAUAAUAAUGUUAUUAUUUUUAUUCAAAUGGGAAUUCCACAAUUAAUAUGGAUAGACAACUUCUGGACCCCAAAGUGUUUCUCCAAAGAACAAUGUAGUACCGUUAAAUUAUUUGUUUUUCCCUUUACCCAAACACACUGUGUUGUAUUAGUGCUGAAGAUUGUAAAUAUGAAAAGUGUUUAUUUUUUCCCUAUAGUGAGGAUUGUUCUGCUGGGUAAAGAUGCAUCAGCAAACAGUCGAGUGGGAAACUUCAUUUUAGGAAGAUCAGCCUUUGGAAAUGAAUCUCCUCCAGAUGAUCAUCAGAUUGAGAGAGUCAGAGGAAAAGACAUGAUCAUCAUCAACUGUCCUCAUCUGCUCCAGCUGAACCUCUCAUAUCAUCAGAUCAUACAGACAGUGAGAGAGUGUGUGGAUCUGUCUCAUCCAGGACCUCAUGUCAUCCUUCUGAUACUACAACAUCAUGACUUCUGUGAGAAGGACAAACACCGGGUGAAGUCUGUGCUAAACUACUUCAGUGAUCAAGCGAUGAAACGCACCAUACUGCUGACUACUGAAACAGAAGCACACAGCUUCAAACACAGUUCUGUGAAAAACAAAGAAUUUUUCAAUCAAUUAAUAAAUGAUUGUGGAGGAGGGCAUCUUUACUUCAACGAAGGUCAAGAAGAAUGGUGCUCUGAAAUGUUGAGAAGGGUAGAUGAGAUACUCAAGAAAGAACCUGAAGAAUAUCUUGAAUGUGAGAUCUUUCUAGAUGCAGAUGAAUUCUCUGUUGAUCCAAAUCAGACUAUACACGAGGAGUCAACUGUCUUUGUAUCUCAAUACUGUGUUUUUUUUUUUUUUGCAGUAACUGAAAAGUCAAAUCUGAAUGUGGUGCUGUGUGGAACAGAUGAUGAAAAGUCUUCUAUGGCCAAACUUCUACAAAAUACAUUUUUCGGGAAGGCAAACGAAUGUCUGAUCAAUAUUGUUGAACUUCCAGCUCUGACUCGACUCUCAAAGGAUGACGUGAUGUGCCAGACUCUCCACUGUGUGUCUUUCUGUGACCCUGUUCAUUUAUUUCUCCUUAUUGUUCCUGGUAGUCCAUUGACUGAUAAAAACAAAGCUGAAGUAGAGAAGAUCCUGAAAAUAUUUGACUUCAGCAAGAACUUCAUGGUGAUUUUCACAUGUGAUGGAACUGAUUACAGAAGUGUGACAGAUUUUGUAGAAUCAUAUUCUGAAUUUAAGAGUUUGAUCAGUCUCUGUGGAGGACGCUACAGAGUAUUGGGACUGAAGGAAGAUGAAAUGUCCAAACAAAUUUCAGAUCUGCUGGAUUAUAUAGAGAACCUGAAGACUGAACCGUAUUCACUUCAGAUGUAUGUCAGAGCUCAAGAGAAGAGAGUAAGAGAAGAAACAAAGAAAAAAUAUGACGCAAAGCUCAAGAGAAUGGAGAAUGAAAUAAAAGAGUUAAAAGAGAAGAUUCAGCCAGGGUGUGUUGAAGAUGACCAAGAUGAUCUGAGGUGUUUGAGAAUCGUGUUGAUCGGGAGAACAGGAAGUGGAAAGAGCGCAACAGGAAACACAAUACUGGGAAGAAAUGAGUUUCAAAGCUUAUUAGGCUCGGAUUCAGUGACGAAAGUUUGUGAGAAGAAAGUUGGUGAGGUUGAUGGUCGAUUAGUAGCUGUUGUUGAUACUCCAGGUCUUUUUGACACAAAAAUGCCAAAUGAUAAAAUACAAGAAGAAAUCCUGAAAUGUGUUUCACUGUCGGCACCUGGACCUCACGCCUUCAUCAUUGUGUUGAGUUUGGGAAGAUUUACCAAGGAAGAAACAGACACUAUAGAUCUGAUAAAGAAUAUAUUUGGUCCUAAAGCUGCACAGUUUAGCAUCAUUCUGUUUACAAGAGGAGAUGAUCUUCAGGGUGAAUCCAUAAAAGAUUAUGUGAAGAGAAUUGACUCUGAAGAACUGAAGAAACUGAUCAGAGACUGUGGAGACAGAUACCUGUCUUUUAAUAACAGAGAAACACAAGACAGAACUCAAGUGACUCAACUUUUGAAAAUGAUAGAGAUGAUGAUUACCACCAACACAGACCAAUAUUUUAGUAACAAAAUGUACCAAGAUGCAGAGAUGGCCAUUAAUAAGAAAGUGGAGGAAAUACUGAAAAAAAAGGAGAGAGAAAUUCAAGUUCAAAAUGAGGAAUUACAAGUCAAACAUGAAACACAAAUGAAAGACCUCCUAAAGAGACUGGAGGAAGAGAAAAGAAAGGCAGAUGAAGAGAGACAACAAACAGAGAACAAGUACAGACAAAAAGAGGAAGAUCUUGAAAAAGAGUUUGAGGAGAGAGAAAAAACGGCACAGCAGAAACGAGAGAAAGAAAAGCAGAAACAAUUACAGGAUGAAGAAAAACGAAAAGCUGAAUAUGAUCAGAAAAUUGAAGAGAUGAAGAGAGAAAUUGAAUGCCAGAGAUCACAGUAUGAAAAGAGAGAGAAAGAGAGAGAAGAGGAGGAUAGAAAGAGAGAAGAGAAAUACAGACAAGAUCAAGAGAAGAUGAAACAUGAACAAGAACAAAUAAUAGCAGAAUUACAAAAGAAACAAGAGGAGGAGAUUAAAAAGAGAGAUUUAGAUGAACAAAAAAGAAGUGAACAAGAAGAGAGAGAGAAACAAGAAUGGGUGACAAAAAUAAAAGAAGCUGAAAGUGAAAGAAAAGAGACUCAAGAAGAAAUUAAACAGCAACAGAGAGAAUGGGAGGAGGAGAAGAAACGACAGAUGAGAGAACGAGAAGAAGAUGAGAGAAAAAGAAAAGAGACACACGAGGAGCAACUGAGAGAAAAAAAAGAAGAACUGGAGAACAUGAGAAAGAAAUUUGAGAAAGAGAGAGGAGAAGAGAGAAAAAAGAGAGAAAUGGAGGCACAGAAACAGAGACAAGAAAGAGAAGAGAAAGAAAGAGAAUAUAAAGAGAUUACAAAUGAAAUGAAAAAGCGUUACGAGAACCUGGAGCGAGAGAGAAAAGAAGAGUGGGAGAAAAAAAAACAAGAAGAUGAUGAGAAAAGAGAAGAGGAGAGAAAGAGAUGGGAGAAAAGAAAUGAGUAUAUAAAAAGAGAAAAAGAAGAAUAUAUCAGGAGAAGAGAAACCCAGGAGAGGGAGAGAAAAGAAAGAGAGGAGAAAGAACGAAAAGAAGUGAAGGAGAAACACGAGCGGAGAAUAAAAAAGAUGAAGAAGAAGCAUGAAGAUGAAGCCAGAAAACAAGCAGAAGAAUUGAAUGAAUCGAAUGAACAAAUAAAAGAGCUACAAAAACAAGUUGAAGAACUGGAAAAUAAAUUGCAGGCCUCGUGGCACUGUGUAACUAUGUAA